GGUUCUCUAAGGGGCUCUCGCUCGGCGCGGCCAUGGAGGCGGACGGGAGCCAGGCUACCUCGGGGAGCCCCGGAGAGGCGCAGCACGACCCCGGCAAGAUGUUCAUCGGCGGCCUCAGCUGGCAAACCUCACCAGACAGCCUUAGAGACUAUUUUAGCAAAUUCGGAGAAAUUAGGGAGUGUAUGGUCAUGCGGGACCCCACCACCAAGCGCUCCAGAGGCUUCGGGUUCGUUACGUUCGCGGAUCCGGCGAGUGUAGACAAAGUCCUGGCUCAGCCGCACCACGAGCUGGACUCCAAGACGAUUGACCCUAAAGUUGCGUUUCCCCGACGAGCACAGCCCAAGAUGGUCACAAGAACAAAGAAAAUAUUUGUAGGUGGAUUAUCAGCUAAUACAGUAGUGGAAGACGUGAAGCAAUACUUUGAACAGUUUGGCAAGGUAGAGGAUGCCAUGCUAAUGUUUGACAAGACGACCAACAGGCAUAGAGGAUUUGGUUUCGUAACUUUUGAAAACGAAGACGUGGUGGAAAAAGUCUGUGAAAUUCAUUUCCACGAAAUCAAUAAUAAAAUGGUAGAAUGUAAGAAAGCACAACCUAAAGAAGUGAUGUUUCCACCAGGGACGAGAGGAAGGGCACGUGGAUUGCCGUACACCAUGGACGCUUUCAUGCUAGGGAUGGGAAUGUUGGGUUACCCGAAUUUUGUUGCAACGUAUGGCCGAGGAUAUCCUGGAUUUGCCCCAAGUUACAGUUAUCAGUUCCCAGACUAUUUGCCGAUUUCACAAGACAUAAUUUUUAUCAACUAGUUCUUAAAGAUGCAUAACAAAUUAAUCGGGGUUUACUACAGUGCUAAUGAGAGAGAGACAGAGAAAGCCUGGGUGGUCCAUGUUUAAUAUCAAUGUCCACUGAAAAAUUGCUGCUCUUACUGGCUGGUUUGAUUGACUGGACUUUUUAUUUUAUUUUUAUUUUUUUAAUGGCUCCAUAUCCUCACUGCUUUGAGUUUGCUUUUUUAUUUUUUAUUUUUAAUAUUUUUUUUUUCCUCUGCUUUGUUAUGAGUUUUUAAUGCCCACUUGGAAUGUAACUCACAAAGGAUGGGGUCAGGGGCGUUCCGAAGGCAUGACUUCUCACAAACUUUUUAGAAAUGGUUUUAUCAGCGAAGCAAGAAGGAUGAUUGGGUCGAUUCGGUCUCACAGACAGCCCCAAAGAGAGUGACUGGCGCUUUUUAACGUGGUGACGUCCAGCAGUAGCACAGAUCCCACCCAGGGGGAGUCUCCUGUCCCUGGGACCCUGGCAGCGCAGGGCUGCGUGACCCCGCGGUGUCACAGCCCCACACGUGUCCCUCUCCCUUCCCUCUGGCCUGGGGGCUCUUUGGGAGCUGCCGCUGCCACAGCAGGGUGGGAUGGCAUCGAGAGAGGGGCUCAGCUGCUGCCCCCCACAGCAGUUGCUGCCCCGCUCCCGGAGCCAGCGGGGCUGCAGCACCCCGGGCCGGUGGAGGCGUCCGUGCAGCGCAGGGCUGGCCCUGGAUGGGCUUUGAGGUCCCUUCCAACCCAAACCGUUCUGGGUUUCUCUGAUUCUUUGAUCCCGACUCUGACCAGUGAUGGUCCUGCACGCUCCCUGCAGCCGCUUCUCCUUCCAAACUUUGCUUGCAAAUCAGGGGCAAAUUUCCUAAAUUGUGGCCAAGCUUUCCCUGCUUAAGCUGCAUCGCAUCGCGCCUCUUCAUCUCCUCCCGCGUGGCAGGAGAGCUGCAAACCUCCAUCCAUUGGCUUUAACAGGACCAGAUUCUGGACUUUUGGGUAGAAAACACACACUGUGUUUCAAUUUUGCUGUUCCUCAAGUGUUGCUACCCGUUUGAUAAGUUUGUGAGAAGUACGUUGCAUGCUUACAGUAGGACUGUAAUGCAUUUUAAUGUUUGUUAAUCCACUUGUUUAAAAUGUUGGUGUCAAAGGCUCUACAAUCCAUGGCUGUGCUGUUCAUUUCAUUAAAGAUGCUUGAUGUAAUACUUGGGUAGUUUUCUUUUGACUUUUCUGCAGGCAAUAGCUUUUUUUAAUCUGUAUGGCUUCUUAUUAUUUUGUUUGGGGUUUUUUGCUAUG
Molecule: messenger RNA, 2084 nt
Organism: Hirundo rustica (Barn swallow)
Lineage: Eukaryota; Metazoa; Chordata; Aves; Passeriformes; Hirundinidae
Gene: MSI2
Product: musashi RNA binding protein 2
Exons: 11
Coding region: 33-800 (255 amino acids)
Cellular component (GO): cytoplasm
Molecular function (GO): RNA binding
Source: RefSeq, a predicted model, not a curated record